Amoebophrya sp. A120 is the source of this 9044-nucleotide messenger RNA. Lineage: Eukaryota; Dinophyceae; Syndiniales; Amoebophryaceae. The record is from the annotation of a GenBank genome assembly.
GAGAGAGCGCUGCUGGUGAGCAGCAACAAGCAAAGGAGCAAGGAUCUUCCGAGACUGUUCCGACGGCGGACGCUGCAGAAGCCGACGAUAUUAAUGUUGACCCGUUAACAGCGCCGGUUAUCUAUGUGCAGUUGGUGCAGAUUGCGUUCGCGAUGUAUGUUGGGCACGAGACUGCACGACUUGUGCAAGGACAGUGGAGCAACACUGACAGCGCACGAAUGGUGUCGGUGGGAAGAGCAACUUCUAGAGGGACAGCAGGAGGAGACCACAAACGACCUGGUCAUGUCUUCCUCAGCGAGAGGUACGCCAGUGAGGUUCGGGAAUUCUUUGCUGGUACUAGCGCUACUGCAAAUACUGGAGAACAGCAGUUCUUGUUGCCGUCUGGAGAUGAGAUGAAACAAGACAAAGCCCGCACCAGUGCACUUUUCUCAGCCGUUGCCAGCUCGAAACAGCAGCCAGGGGCAGAGGAGGCAUCGGCAACACGCUCUUCUACUGCCGGUGAAAAAGCCGAAACUGAAGAUGACGGGCAGCUGCAGUCUCCGCGACUCCGCGCUAAGUUGAAGGAUACAGCCAAAAAGGUCGGCGAGAAUGUAAGACAAGCCGGGCGCAGGUUUGGUGCGCUCACUAUGCAGCGCAUCCUGGGCGCCUCUACUCCAACUGGCGCAAGUGGCAAACACAGCACUGUUGGGUUCUUUUCAAGAUCUUCCGAAGAAGGCGCACCUCCCGAGGCUGUUUUUCUUCCUGGCGAUGAACUACCCUCUACCUUUGGUCCAACCGCCAUCGCGAGCGGUGUGAGUGCGACUUUAGAUCCCGACUUCCUGAAAGACGCAAUUACGCUUCACGAGGAACUGGAGCUUCAACCUGGAAAAAUUUGCCAACGGUUCCAUUUAGAAGCGUACGAAUUGGAACGAGUAUUGAAAUUCGACCCGUCAAACCCGGUUGCAAGGUGGUUGCUUAACGGUGGGGAAGAUGAAAAUGAUAAGGCGGACAAGAUGAGCAGGAGCACUGCAGUACAAUUUCUCAGCGAGGAGGAAAGCAGUUUACGAACGUAUCGUGAUGCGCUUCUGCGUCCGCUUACAGCAUCUGUGCAUAUGUGGAGAGGACACCACGGGUUUCACUCUUCUCUAUCCUCUCGUCGUUCAUCGUCCACCCGCGGGCACCUGCCGAGUACCUCCCUGCUCGCUCUCCCCCCAUCGCUUCCUGCUGUUGAAGGAUUUGUUGGACUACGGGGGCAGCUCCUCACCGCACGUGGAACAAGUAUCGGACGACGUGGAACAAGUAUCUUCGGUCACACCAGAAAUACGUUCGCCAAAGAACAAGGCCUCGUCUCAACAUCAAACCCUGCUGGAGCCGCCACGGCAGAUUUGAUCUUGACCGGAGUGAACGUCCAAAAGCAGCCAGGAUAUGUGGAUGAGGCAGUGUCAAGCGACGAAAGCAACCGCGCCGUAGAAAAUCAGUCCGUCGGAAGUCUCGUUGUCAAAAUUCCCUUCACGUCGCUCGCGCAACAAGUACGGAAAAAUAGCAAUCUUUUUCACGACCAAGAGAACAACUCUCGUCUUCCCACCGGUACUAUGAAAAAUGCUGUCGCAGCCGUUGCCGCGCUGGAAAUGUCCACCAUGAAAACUUUGUUUGGGUUCUCGUUGGACGAGCAAAAUCAGAUGAUUGCCGAGAAGGCAGGAGUGAAACGAGAAGCAGAAGGAGGUCAUGGCAGUAGCAACUUUUGGUCGUCCAAAGCGCUGGUGCUCUGGAACGGCUAUGACGAUAAACACGCAGCUCCUGAUGUUCCUAGAACCACUUCACAGAAUCUUCAUGAAGCAGACGGGCAGCACCAGCAGCAAGCAGUCCGUGGUAGUGGUAGUGUGCCGACUUCGGGCACAACGCUCAAAAGAAGUGGCAUUCUUUCUACUUCCACCGCUGCCAGCCGAUACAAAGUCUUUCGGAAAGCGGUCAGAAAAGCUCUCAUUGCGGUGAUUCGCCGCAUUCAGAAGAGGAUUCAGGCCGAAAUGGAGCCACCAGUUGCAGUAGUACCAACGGAACACCAAGCGCAGCAGUCCUGGCACAGUCGCUUCACGUCGUCCUUCUUCUCAGGCGCAGGCCAGCGCAACACUGAAAAUGACCCGAAUCAUGGAGCACCUGGCACGGCAGGAGAUCCCGAACAGAAUCUCCCCGAGGGCCACCAGGUGACGAAGGCCGCCGUGGGCCUAUUGACGGCUACGCUGGAGGUAUGCAAGGAAAAAAGUGCGUAAGUGCAAUUCUGUAAUGCAGAGCACGCAACACAGUUACACUUGUCAUGCUGGCCAGCCAUAGCGUCCUCUUUGCAUACGUGUUUUCACGUACUAGCUGCGCACGACAGGCUUUCUCUGUCAUACAGAACAAAUUUGUCAUGCCAUCACUCCAAGACACUAACACACUUUUUUUCUUGGAUAGGAGGAAAUCGCCGAGUCUGUGCACCGGGUGUACACGAAGUUGCAAAGUGCGGAUCAGGGUUUGGCCAAAACCCUUACCGACUUACAGAUGACGGUUAUACCGACAAACGAACCCUUUGCAGUUUUUGGAGAUACAAAGAGAAAGCCAGAGGCCGGUGCAAGAAGUGGAGCUGCUUCUCGACGGCGUCAGGAGGACCCUGUUGCAGCUCAACGGGAAGAGGACUAUGCCGCAAUGGAGAAGGAGUUGGACGACUUUGAAAAAAACCUGAAAGAGCUGCUCGCGAAGGACGAGCUUAUGCAUGGCGCAGCAGGUGCCGGUGCGGCUUCUUCAGUCCCAUCGACAACCAAAGCUGGUGGGGUACACGGAGCAGCGUCCUCUUCUGCAGCCCGCAGUAGAGACAUGUUGUUGAAUCAAGGUUCUUCAUCUUUGCACUUCAACUACGGACAGCAGGAAAUGCAAAUUCCUCCAACAGCAGCGGACCACGCUGUGGAACUACUGACCGAGUUGAAAAGCCUGCUAAAGUCCUACGACCAGGUCAUAAACCGCAGCGCGUUUGCUAUGGCGCGUGACCUCUUUCGUGCCUGGUCGCAGUACUUACCUGUUCUGCUCUCUCUUGGUGCUGGAACUGCGACGAGCGGCGGAAUAAUGGGCUCGGAAGACUUUGCGAUCUUGAGCGGGGGUACGGGCGUCGCGGUCAGUGGCCUGCAGGAGCAGCUCGAGCAAACCGCUGGACUGGAUUUUGAGGCAAGUUCUGCGAACGGUGAGGCCACAGGGUUUCAUGAGCUUCACACCGAAAUCCAAAACACUCUGCGAGAUCUUUUCGUGCGCACCCACACGAUAGUUGUUAAUAAACAACCAGGCGAUGGCGCCCACGGCGAAGGCCACAUGCAGAUCCAGCUUCACCUUCCGGGCACUGCGCACGACCUCCUCAAAUAUGCUGAUACGAGUUUGGACAGGAAGGGCAGCAGCGCGACAACUGCAGGAACUGCAACUCCAGCCGUUGAUCCACAGAAGACCAUGACCGAGAACGCGAGCAAUUUGCGCCGGAAAAUUUCAGACUUUCUGAAACAGACUCUCGAGAAGAAGCUGGAGGAAAGCGAAAAAGCGGUUGCAGAAUUAGAAACGCGUUUGGAGGUGGAUCUGAGAGAACGGCGAGACGCCCGCAUCCAGCAACUCACUGGGGAGAUGCACAGCAAGGAUAACAGUCUAGCGCGAGGCCAGGCGAUGGAAUUCGUUAACUGGUUCUAUGGAAGAGGCAUGGAGUCGAAAAUGUCGGAAAGAGCCCCGCUUAACCCCACGCUGUUGAAACGAGCGGGAGAACAACAGUACUUGUCGAAGCGGGACCGGAAACCAAAGACCUUUCAGCUUCCAGCGGAGUAUCCGCUGAAUCAGCUGAGAACCGCGAUUCACGAGUACAAAGCCGGGCUCGACAAAAAGCGCGAGGAGAUCCUGCAGAAGAAAAUGGACGAGCGAGACCAGUUUCAACUGGCGACGCUCUGGCCGACGAUUCCUGAUGAAAUGCAAAUAGGAACGUCGGAUCAAGAAUACCAAGCAAAGGAGGACAAGUACAACUUUACUGCUCAUCGAUUUCGAUUCGCAUUCGUCUAUCAUUGAUUCGUCUCUCCGUAAUAUCUUUUUGAGAAUGGCUAUUCUGAUACCAUUUUGCUCCAGAAUGAGAACGAGCUAGCCUCGCUCGGUACAUUAAACAUUGCUUUUGAUUUAGAUUUGCAUUGCGCCCAGUGCUGUAGCUCUAGCUGUACAUAGGAAAACGAGCACUAUGACGUGAUUGACGCUGUACAUUGGGGGCGUGACUGGCGAUUCUGUUUUAUCAAAUUUCCUUCCAUCGUCCACCCAUAAACUCCACAGGACAUGGCUGGUGCUCCGUGCGGACGCGCUCCGGAUGAUGAUCAAACAGGAGAUCGAGGAACGCACCAUUCCGCUGCUGGAGGAACAGAUUGCCAAAGCAGGACUGCUCGACUCCCACCGGCACACCGAGCAGGACAAGGAGCUACACAGCCUGCAAGGCCGUGACCUAAAAUUGCUGAAAACCACGUGGAAAAGGGAGUACGACCGAACCAUUUUGGUUGACAACCUGGAAGACGCUACCAUCGCGCAGGACGUGACCAUGCAGAAUCUCGAGAAGGAACGACAACGCGUGGCUUCGCUGCGAGACCGGCGGAAAAAACAGCAAGACUUUUUGCAGCAGCUGCAGCGGAACUUGGAGUAUUUGGUUGGGGAGUUGAGGACCACGCUCGGCGCGAAGUUCGACGCUGACGUGGAUCCUAGCCCGUUUCCGCAAGAGAAGCAAGCGGAACGGACCAAUGUGAAGGAGAAAUUAGAUGAGCGCCUGGACGACCUGCGAAACCCAGAGCGAAUCCAAUUUCGGGCUGCCGAGCUGUACGACUUUAUGCAAAACGUGGUGAGGACCUUCGAGCGACCAAAGAAAAUCAAAAACGGUGCAAACAAGGGACUGUUGGUCCUGAAAAAGUUCUUAGUCGAAUUUUACGACGAUCACGACGAGGACGACGAGAAGAUGCCCAAUGUGGAAAACCUCCAAACUUUUCCAACGCUUGUGGAUGCGUUGCGCGAAGGUCUUCUAGAAAAAGCACAAAAUGUGAAGGAGCAGUUGCAAACCGUAGACAAAGACGUGGUCGAGCUGCAAGCCGAGCGGAAAAUUUUGGAAAAAGACUGGAUGCCAAGACUAGAGAGGAGAGUCAGCAAGUACGAAACCAAAACGCAAGAGGACGAGGAUCCAAUUGUAGAUGAAUUGCGGAAGAAACUUUCUGUCUUGGAUGAAGAGAAAAAAGCAAUCCUCGACAAGCAGAUGCAGGGGGGCGACAAACAAGAUAUCGAGCCGAAUGAUUUGGAACACCAGAUUCAAACCGCGGCUGAAAAGAUCAGUGACUACCUGAUCAAGAACUUCAUGACCCCGUUAAUCUGGCAGCAACUGCAACACGGGAAGAAACUCGAGGAAACGAAACUCGUUCUCGGCCAGUUUGGCAAGGCGGAGCAGAAACGCGUGGAUUUUCGCAAAGAGGAGAUGAAUUGGGCCUCCGAAUUCCGGUUUUUGGACCACGAGUUUCAAUUUGUUGCGAAGAAAUGGUCUUUGACAACCGGCUCCCAGCACGCGGACGAGCAAGCGGUAUCUGUGGAAAAGCACGUCGCGCAGCUGCGGCAUGUGGCUAAAACGCGCAUGAAAAUGCGCUGGGAGGAUAAAGAAAAGGAAAUACAAUUACCACCAGGGCAGGAUAUUGAUAGCGCGACCAAAGGUGAUGCUGAAGAUGAUGAUGGACCACUACAACAUCAUGAGCGGACUGGUGCGCAGCUGCUGGCCACAGCAAGAAACACGCGACCGCGCACCCCAUUGCGGGCGUUCUACGAGAACAUCCAGGAGCAAUACACGUUGGGUAGGUUUGUGAAUACGGUGACCAUUGCCACUAGAUUGACGUCUUUGUGGGGUUUGCAACGAUACUUCCUUUCGAGUGAGGAAGAGCAGAGCCAGUUUAUGAUUACGGGCCCACCACCAGCCGCGGGGGAAGGCACUAGCAGAACCGCAACGAUGAGCCAAAAGCAAAGCACUGCAGUUGCCAAUAAAUUGGAACUCCCCACCGUGGCGAACACGGUGGAGUCGUUUCGAAAAAUUUUCGGUAGCUCCACCUCAAAGACGUGGAAUUACGACGAGCGGCAGUUGCGGUCGAUGAGCCCUGACGAGCGGCAGUUGCGGUCGAUGAGCCCUUACAUUUUAGCCAGCUUUGACCGUAACUCACACGCAGCGGCGAGAGAAAUUGGAAGUUGUCUUGACUUAGUACAGGACGAGCUGCUUGAAGCGCGGAAAAAACUUGGCGAAGCAUCAACAUCACGGGGCCCUUUACAAUCCCUUUAUGGAGAAGAGGAGGACGAAGAGGAGCCCGAUGUAGGCUCGAUGGCUUGCGCCGCUGUUGCCCAGAAGCCGUUGCCUAAACCGGCGGCUACUAGAGUGUCGGGUACGUUCGCCAAGUUCACCGGGCGACAAGACAUUCCGGUUACUGCAGUUGGAUCAUCCGCCAGUAGUGCUCGUCCCGUGUUCGCGCCAGCAAGCAGAGCCGCAACCUUCACGGUCGAAGCGAAAAAGGGGCUGAAAAAAGAUGAUCUCAGUUUGGAAUCGCAAUCGAUUCACGCAAGGCGCAGUUUGGAAAAAGUGUAUUCCGCGUCCGUCCUGGAGGAAAGAAACGUCGCUGUGAAGGACGAGAGCAUACGACUCAGUGGGUCGAGCAGCAUUUCCAAAUUCUUCCAAAGUCCGCUCGAAGUAGAGUCUGCUGGCGGUGCGAGGAAGGCGGUAGGAGGAAAGCCGACUUAUGCGGGUACUAACUUCUUGAGACGUUUCUGUUGCCUUGUAUGUUCUUCCGUGAAGGUCAAUUUUUCACUUCGGCUUUUGCCACUGGUACUGCUUUGCUUUAGAUUCAUCAAUGCAGGUGAGAGUACCACGUACAGAUACGCUCAUACAACAUUACGUAAAAGUAACUACUUUACUUACAUUAACAUUGCUCAGCACGACCGGUGUUGAGCAUCUUCCCGUAGUGUGAUCAUGUGAAGUUCUUGAUUUGCAACAAACGUAUGAAAUUAACCCGAACUUUACUCCAGGCCCGGCGCCGUCCUUACGUUUCGAGAAGACAUCCCCAACGGGAAAGAGCUCGGAGCGGAGCACCUCCCAAGUUGUCGUGCAAACGCAGAUCGAGAAGUUUGUUAAGCAUCACGACGCCCUCACUCUGGACCGCCUCCUCGCCCACCCGACGCCGUUGCGGCUGCUCGACCUGGCGCGCCGCGCGAUCGUGAAGCUCAUCCCGAAAGACGGGGUGUUGUCCGAGCAGUCCGAGAGCGCGCUGCAGCUAAGACGGUAUCUGAAGUUGGUGGAGCGGGCGCUGCGGGCGCGGAAGAAGGUGGUGGGGGUCGAACUGGAACAGGCGAAACGGAAAAUGAUGAUCAAGAACCAGCAGGCUGAUUCAGAGUCAGAGGAAGACGCGGAGUGCCGCAUCGCUGUUGACGAAAUGGCGGAUAAGUUGAAGAAGAUGAAGGUCUCGGAAACGGAGAAGGAGGAGGGUCAUCAUAUUAGAAGCGGCCGUCCUGGGUUGACUCCUGCGGAUAGCCCCAGCACAGCAGGCUUAGAAAAAGGACAACUUCACGGGGACUCAUCUCCCGAUAAACCUUUGUCGUCCGCGCAGGAGCGAAAAGAUGGCAGUCAAAGGAGCAGCCCGGUUCGGCGCCGCGGUGGGGCUCAUGUUGAGGUUGACGGCGAUGUUGAUCAGAAUGCUGAAGAUGAUCCACAAUUGGACAAACUGACGAAGCGGAUGGGCACGCUGGGCCUUGCAGGAGCCGCCAGUUCUUCAGGAGCUUCUUCGGGAAGUGAAGUAGAUCCGGAAAAGUCGAAGAUUAAAGCCGUGGAAUCUCCGCACCAAAAAAAGCGCUAUGUUCUUCCAGACUCCCCGCCGCAGUGGCUGGAGCAGCUGUUUUCCGCGGACGCAGUGAAGAAAUACGUGGAGAAGUAUUUUGAUUUGCAGCAGAAAGCGGAGGUGCAAAACAGGGAAGUAGAAAACGAGGAGGGAGAAAUCCGACUGCACAUCAAACAAGCCGGGCUCAUGUAGUUGAGCAAAACCAAAAGCGAUAAAAAAUGAUACCUACGCUGCUUCUGCAAGAAGUUGUCUCGAUGAUGCAGGGGUAGUGAUAAAAAAGUGGACCACGAGACGAGGACCACGAGCAAGUACUUAACACAGGGCGGACAAUGACAAAUUUGCGGCCAUUCUGAAAUCUAGAGAUGCUUUUUUUUUUCCGCUUCGGUUCUCAUUCAUUCUCUAGAACAAAAGCACUAGAAGCACUAACAUCACUUCAACAAAAAAGCACUAGCACUAACAUCACUUCAACUUCGAGACGUGAGUCAGAAAAGAAAUAAAGCACUCGCUAUCUAUUGGAACGUUUGAGAUUGUAACCGUGAAGUGGUGUUAUUGGUUUACGUAACAAUAAGAAUAACAUCUACAUCAGCACUUCAACAGUGUGCAGACUAAUAUCGGACUUGCUCCGCGUCCGCUUCACAAGCACUGCCCUAGGAAGUAAUUCUGCUUUAGACUUGGUUCCAAGAACCGCCUUGUUGAUACAGCGUCACGCUUCGACCAAUGCAUGUCACUCAAGGUGGUCAAAAAGGUUUAUAGCCGCACAUUUAGAGAUCUACUUUGGGCACAAAACACGACAACCAUAGUACUUCUUGUUGAUAAUUACACACACGACAUGUCGAUACACACAUAACGAAAAGAACGAUACUAGUCUGUAGGCAAAAUAUGACGAGGAUAGAGAACAACAACAAAUAUAACGAGGACGAAGUCCUGCAUCUCGUCAACAUCGCGCUUGUUUCGUACGCAAAAUUUAGAAAGUGAACUAAAAAACAUAAUGACGGUUGUGAUCUACUUGGAUCAAUAACAAUAUGUUGACUCACGAAGAACAUCCAAAGGCGCAUGCGUGCGCGCAUUUGGACAUAGUUCAUACUUUUACCGAGAACCAGAAACACAUGCUUGACGCCGAAUUUGAACAUCGUUUCUGAACAAAAUCAAAACCUAACGAAGAUGAUAAAUGCAUCAUGGAACAACAACCUG